This is a messenger RNA of Esox lucius (northern pike), 2797 nucleotides long. RefSeq lists its product as uncharacterized. Bases 1521 to 2633 code for a protein of 370 amino acids. Lineage: Eukaryota; Metazoa; Chordata; Actinopteri; Esociformes; Esocidae. The transcript is spliced from 10 exons. The record is from RefSeq and is a predicted model, not a curated record.
UGUGUACAACUGGUGAUCCGGUUUAUUGAAUGCAUUGCACCAAAAUGAUUUCUACCCAGAGCUGUACAUUUAUCAUUUGUUAAUAUAAUAAAACAGACAGUCUGACUUUUCCAUACCCACAGGAUUAAAGGGCCUACAUCUACGUACAGAUACUGAUCAGCAUAAAGUCCUUUGGAAUCACAUGUAAACUGCAGUGGAGGAUUCUUCUUUCAGUGCUUCGACCCAGAGAGAGCCUUCUAGUCCUCUUGUGACCAGCCCACUAUGUGACAGUACUGUGCGCGCGCACGGCAGAGGGAGAGGGAGCGAGAGACCUUGCGUGUGUGUGUGCUAGUCUGCGUGCGUGCCUCAUGAAGCGCAUGUAAUACAGAGAGCAUCCUGAUUGGCCUGUUUCAAUUGACAGUGUGGCCGAACUGUCAGUUCAGUAUAGAAACAAGAGCGCCAUGGCAGAGGGAGAGUGCCCUAAAAAACGCAAAUACAAGACACAUUUUACGCAAGACUACAUGAAAGUGUACCCCUGUCUUAUAAGAGUAAAAAAAUUAUGACAGUCUUGCACGCUGUACAGUUUGCAACAUCAACUUCAGAAUUGCCCAGGGUGGGGGGGCGAUACCUUUACCAAAACACAUUUCAUCUUAUGGUCACGAAUAUAUUCUAAUAGCAAACUUGGUAAGACAAUACUUGCCCUUCCAGAGGCAUAAUUGUCUUUGGAGAAAUUGUUAGUGGACCUAACCAUGAAACAGAAGUUUGUAGGCUCUAAACACGGCCUGGCAACUGCUACAGUGUAUUUAGACUUACAUUUUUUGAAUAUAUUUAAGCGGCCAAUUUCUAACAUUUUGACAUAUAUUUUCCAAAUGUGUUCGGAAAUACAUUUUCCAAAUGUAUUCAAAAAUCUAUUUAAAAUAGAUUCAUUUUCCGUAUGGGAAUUGAUAGGCAAAAAAUCGUAAAGAUGGGGAAGUGAAAUAAUUUGUGGUCAUUUCACAACAACACCAAAAAAACUAUUACGGAAAAUAAACGUCAUGUUUUCGAAGGACUGCUUUCCGAUUUAACAUGUCCGAACAUGCCUUUCAUCGAAAGGCAUGUUUUAAUUGUGACAUGUGUCUAGCAACAAUCCCGUCACAACUUUAUACUGUGAGAUUGGCAGGUGCUGCCUGGCAGUGAGACCCAGCCGUGCGAGGAAUGGACCCCUCACACUGGCCAACACGUUGACAGGCCCACCCGCCCAUAUUUGUACCUCCUCCUGACUUACUAACGGGAAUCCAGAUCGCGUGAUACAAGCAUUUCCUCGACUGGUUAUGUAAGGACAAAAUCGUUAACCAUGUUUCGUGGAUUUCUAUCGUUUGUUAAAGGAUUUCUGCUUUGGCCGAAAAAAAACGUAACAGCACACUAUGGUCAGGAAAGUGGCUGGAUCGUGGAUGAAUACCUACCAUAUCAGAUGGUCCAACGCCCACAUCUGAAUAACCUCUGUAUGCAAUGUACUGGCUGCUACGGAAAAAAAGUGGUCAGCACGCGCAGUGGGGGGAAAAAUGUAUGAUGGCUUUUCAGCAGAUAUGCAUCAUCUUGUCUGGAAUGAGCAUUACCCUGAAAAAACAUCAGUUCAACCCAAAAGCAUCAGCUCUGUUAGACCUAUCCCUAGAUACGAUAGAGAGCUUCCUGGCACUGUGAAAAUGUUGUUGCCUAAAACCUGUGCUAAUCUACCUGUGCAAGUGUCUGAUGGAACGGAGGAUCACCUGGUUGUCUCUGGUCACGUUUACACGAAAGGUGACGUUGAUGAUUUCUCAUUGCCGGGAACUCACUUGAGACCUACCGAACCAGGUGGCGUGUCUACCGUGAUGAAGAACAAUUAUAAGUCUUCAGGGGAACCAUCUUCUGAAAUGGCAGGGUUAGCAUUUAUGUCUGCCUUUGAACCAGAGACCAACCCUGGAAAGGUUGCUGAAUCAUUCCUUAUUCGCCCAUCAUUUGACGAUGUUAUGGACCUAGACCGGUUUCCAAAGGAAAGCCUAAAAACUACUGAUGGUGCAACAAGAUGCAAAAAGAGAAUGUUAAAAUGGAAACUUGAUACCAAUGUAAGAGAUGAAGACACCUUCAGUCAAAAAUCCCCUUGUCAACGAAAGAAGACCAGCUUCUACAGAAGAGGAAUUUGGAAAAAGCAUUUGAAAUUGUUCCUUCAAUUGUUGUUCAUCAUUGCAUUAAUCCAAGACUGUAAUGGAAUCUGUGUAGCCUGCCAUGAUGAAGAAUGUGCAGAUGUGCAGAGUAUAUAUGGAUUGAAUGACAUCCUAUUGUAUGAAAGAUGUAACCGCACAAGUUGCUCUCACACUACUUGUGUUGUGCGUUUUGAUACCACACCUGUCAUCAUCGUCUGCCCACACUACAAUGAGGAUGCUGAGACGCUUGAGGUGGAGAGCAAUGGUGUUCAACUGAAAAAUACCUCUGUUGUUGCCUGCCCAACUGUGAAGACUGAUACUGGUGAAAAAGGUGGUUCCCCAGUGCUCCCCACCAAUCCCAGCCCCACACAAUACUCUCUUGUGCUUGGUAUAAGCCUUGGAGUUAUUGCCCUCCUUUGCUGUGGCAUUUUCUUCUGGUGUUACAGGAAUAAAUGGUCUGAAACUCAUGUGAUGUUGAAGAGUGUUCAAGUAUAACAUUUGGAAGAGGACCUGUGGCUGUGAAUUCUGUAAACUUCUCUCUAUUAAAUCAAUUAAGAUGCUUACCAAAUGUAAAUAAGACACACAUAGUUUUUCCUAGCCACUGAAAUUCACCACUACUGUUGUUUGCUCCUUGGGGUUUAAGGCCAGGUGUCUCUGUA